AUGAUGAGUCGAACAGUUCUUGCUCUUCUUUUGGUGACUAUUUUGUUGGCGGUUGGUGAAUCGCGCAAGGUUUGGUCUUCCAGACAAGUUCAUCGGCAUUUAAAGACGUGGGUUUUUUUAUUUUGAGAAAAAAUCGGAGCGAGCACAUUUUUUUUGUUUUUUUAUCUUAUCAAAAUGACCAUAAUCUGUCAAUAAUAAAAGUAUAACCAAGUUAUUUUUAAGUAUUGUAAAACAAAAAUUGCCUCAGCGGUUAAAAAGUUUUAAAGCUACAGAGCCUGAAUUUACCUUUGAGAAAAUUGUUAUUUUCUUCAAAACUCUGAAUCUCGACGACGAAGGGUUUUUUUGAAAGUUCUAAAAUCAAUUGACAGAUGUCCAUUAUCAAUCAUCUUCAUUGCUCUGAAAUCCGAUAGGGUCACUCACAUGACAAAAUCAACACACAAGAAAAAAAAACACACAGUUGUCCCCCAGCUCUCCAAACAGACACAAAAAUGAACAACAUAUAUGAGUUUACAGAAUUCCACUCACCAAACAAACCACACUUCGUGCUCAAUUAUAUAGUGCUGGAAACUCUCACACAUUUGCCAAACAUCGUGAUCAAUAUCACACCAAAUUUGCCGAUAAAUAUGACAAAUUUUUGGAUGAAGAACGACUUAGUCAACCACUUGGUGAGAUUGAUGAGAUUUUGAGAAAUUAUAUGGAUGCACAAUAUUUUGGAACUAUUUCAAUUGGUACUCCUGGUCAAAAUUUUACUGUUAUUUUUGAUACUGGAAGUUCGAAUUUGUGGAUUCCAUCGAAGAAAUGUCCAUUCUAUGAUAUUGCUUGCAGUAAGUUAUUGAAAGAACCCUUUGAAACCAUCUAAAUCAUUUUUCAGUGCUUCAUCAUCGUUACGAUUCAAAAUCAUCUUCAACUUACACUGAAGAUGGUCGUAAAAUGGCAAUUCAAUAUGGAACUGGAUCAAUGAAAGGUUUCAUCUCCAAAGAUACAGUCUGUGUUGCUGAUAUUUGUGCGGAAAAACAACCAUUUGCUGAAGCUACUUCUGAACCAGGAAUUACAUUUGUUGCCGCAAAAUUCGAUGGAAUCCUUGGUAUGGCUUAUCCGGAAAUUGCUGUUCUUGGAGUUACUCCAGUUUUCAAUACACUUUUUGAGCAAAAGAAAGUUCCAUCAAAUGUUUUCUCUUUCUGGUUGAACAGAAAUCCGGAUUCGGAAGUUGGUGGAGAAAUUACUUUUGGAGGAGUUGAUAACAGAAGAUAUGUUGAUCCAAUUGUUUAUACUCCAGUUACUCGCAAAGGAUAUUGGCAAUUCAAAAUGGAUAAAGUUGUUGGAGCCUCAAAUGUUCUUGGAUGCACUUCUGGAUGUCAAGCUAUUGCUGAUACUGGUACUUCAUUGAUCGCUGGACCAAAAGCUCAAAUUGAAGCGAUUCAAAAUUACAUUGGAGCUGAACCACUUAUCAAGGGAGAAUAUAUGAUUAGUUGUGACAAAGUUCCAACUCUUCCAGAAGUUUCAUUUGUCAUUGCUGGACAAACUUAUUCACUUAAAGGAGAUGACUAUGUUUUGAAGAUUGCUCAAGGUGGAAAAACAAUCUGCCUUUCUGGUUUCAUGGGAAUUGAUUUGCCAGAAAGAGUUGGAGAACUUUGGAUUCUUGGAGAUGUUUUCAUUGGAAGAUAUUACACUGUUUUCGAUUUCGAACAAAAUCGUGUUGGAUUUGCGCAAGCCAAGACAGCUGAUGGAUUCCCUGUUUCACCAGCAGUUAAGCCAUUCAAUGCUGCUAAAUAUUUCGAAGAGGAUGUUGAAUCAUCUGAAGAAAAUGAUGAUACUUUCUAA
This is a messenger RNA of Caenorhabditis angaria, 1821 nucleotides long. Lineage: Eukaryota; Metazoa; Nematoda; Chromadorea; Rhabditida; Rhabditidae. The record is from the annotation of a GenBank genome assembly.